UGCUCACCUUCUUCCAAAGCAGACCUCCUUGUCACCUUGAGCUUUCCCUUUCUAAAGCAGUCAUGUCUGUGACAGAACGUGCUGGGGGUCCCCAGGGAACCGUGGCCCUCAAACUGGACAGUAUGUCAUCUCCUGAAAGUGCCAGGAAGCUGCAGAACAAGGACUCCGGGUUUUUGGAUGGAAGUCCUUCAGAGUCGCAAGACUUGGAGAAGACCAAGGGCAUAACGUUGUUCCAGACCUUGAUUCACCUGUUGAAAGGCAACAUGGGCACAGGGGUCCUGGGACUACCUCUGGCUGUGAAGAACGCGGGCAUCCUGGUGGGCCCACUCAGUCUGCUGGUGAUGGGCUUCGUCGCCUGCCACUGCAUGCACAUCCUGGUCAGGUGUGCCCAGCGCUUCUGCCAAAGGUUUAACAAGCCCUUUAUGGACUACGGGGACACGGUGAUGCACGGACUGGAAGCCACCCCCAGCUCCUGGCUGCAGAACCAUGCCCACUGGGGAAGGCACAUUGUGAGCUUCUUCCUUAUCGUCACCCAGCUGGGCUUCUGCUGUGUGUACGUUGUGUUUCUGGCUGAUAAUUUAAAACAGGUAGUGGAAGUCAUCAAUAGCACCACCACCAACUGCUACAACAACGAGACGGUGACUCCAGCCCCCACCAUGGACUCACGCCUCUACAUGCUCUCCUUCCUGCCCUUCCUGGUGCUGCUGGUCUUCAUCCGCAACCUCAGGGUCAUGACCAUCUUCUCCAUGCUGGCCAACAUCAGCAUGCUGGUCAGCCUGGUCAUCAUCGCCCAGUACAUCGCCCAGGGUAUUCCAGACCCUAGCCGGUUGCCGUUGGCAGCGAGCUGGAAGACCUACCCUCUCUUCUUUGGAACAGCCAUUUUUUCAUUUGAAAGCAUUGGUGUGGUUCUGCCCCUGGAAAACAAGAUGGAGGAUUCCCGCCACUUCCCAGCCAUCCUGUCCUUGGGAAUGUCCAUCAUCACUAUCCUGUACACUAGCAUUGGGACUCUGGGCUACCUGCGGUUUGAAGAGGACAUCAAGGCCAGCAUUACCCUUAACCUGCCCAACUGCUGGCUGUACCUGUCCGUCAAGCUCCUCUACAUCAUCGGCAUCCUGUGCACCUACGCCCUGCAGUUUUACGUCCCUGCAGAGAUCAUCAUCCCCUUCGCCGUCUCCCAGGUGCCAAAGCGCUGGGCACUACCUCUGGACCUGUUCAUCCGCUUCGCCCUGGUCUGCCUGACGUGCAUCUUGGCCAUCCUCAUCCCCCGCCUGGACCUGGUCCUAUCCCUGGUGGGCUCCGUGAGUAGCAGUGCCCUGGCCCUCAUCAUCCCACCCCUCCUGGAGAUCACCACCUACUACUCAGAGGGCAUAAGCCUCCUCACCAUCACCAAGGAUGCCCUGAUCAGCAUCCUGGGCUUUGUGGGAUUUGUGGCAGGGACCUACCAGGCUCUCCAUGAGCUGCUUGAGCCAGGAGACUCUCUCCCCUUUUCCAACUCCACCACUUUUAUUCAGUGAGCAUGACACCGCUUCUUGACCACCAACACCUGACUUUUAACAAUACGGAUGUCUUU
Messenger RNA from Otolemur garnettii (small-eared galago), 1570 nucleotides. RefSeq names its product solute carrier family 36 member 2 (gene SLC36A2). Gene Ontology annotation, biological process: L-alanine transport; glycine transport; proton transmembrane transport. Gene Ontology annotation, cellular component: vacuolar membrane. Lineage: Eukaryota; Metazoa; Chordata; Mammalia; Primates; Galagidae. Gene Ontology annotation, molecular function: L-proline transmembrane transporter activity; glycine transmembrane transporter activity; L-alanine transmembrane transporter activity. The coding region runs from base 63 to 1514 and encodes 483 amino acids. The transcript is spliced from 10 exons. The record is from RefSeq and is a predicted model, not a curated record.